Molecule: messenger RNA, 696 nt
Organism: Orcinus orca (killer whale)
Lineage: Eukaryota; Metazoa; Chordata; Mammalia; Artiodactyla; Delphinidae
Gene: NKAIN4
Product: sodium/potassium transporting ATPase interacting 4
Exons: 7
Coding region: 1-696 (231 amino acids)
Biological process (GO): regulation of sodium ion transport
Source: RefSeq, a predicted model, not a curated record
AUGGGCUGCUGCUCCGGCCGCUGCACGCUCAUCUUCCUCUGCACUUUCCAGCUGGUCACCGCCCUGGAGCGGCAGGUGUUCGACUUCCUGGGCUACCAGUGGGCACCCAUCCUGGCCACCUUCACCCACAUUGUCGUGGUCAUCCUGGGGCUCUUCGGCACCAUCCAGUACCGGCCUCGCUACAUCGUGGUGUACGCAGUGUGGGCGGCCGCCUGGGUCACCUGGAACGUCUUCAUUAUCUGCUUCUACUUGGAAGUGGGGGGCCUCUCAAAGGACAGCGGGCUCCUGACCUUCAGCCUCUCCCGGCACCACUCCUGGUGGCAUGAGCAUGGCCCGGGCUGCGUGCACAAGGAGCCGGCGGCCAGCCUGGGUCCCCUGGACAGCCAGGCCCUGGUGCCAGGCAUCGGCUGCACCCUGGAGCAUGGCUACGUGGAGGCCCUGCACAGCGCCCUGCAGAUCCUGGUGGCGCUUGUGGGCUUCAUCUGUGCCUGCCACGUGGUCAGCAUUGUCACCGAGGAGGAGGACAGCUUUGAUUUCAUUGGUGGAUUUGACCCAUUUCCUCUCUGCCAUGUCAGUGAAAAGCCCUCCAGCCUCUCGUUGGAGCAGGCGUGCCUGCUGGCCGGUGGCGUAGGUGAAGAGCACCCAUCCCGCCCCCCACCCGCCCCCACGACCUCCAGCUUCGGUGACCCAUGCUGA